This is a messenger RNA of Cladocopium goreaui, 548 nucleotides long. NCBI's taxonomy places the organism in Eukaryota, Dinophyceae, Suessiales, Symbiodiniaceae. The record is from the annotation of a GenBank genome assembly.
CAUGCCCAGCGGCCGCACAGAGUGCCAAGCCGAACUCAUGAUGCCUCUUCCUUCUUCAGUUCCAUUGCCCGAUGGGAUUUCAUGUGGAAGAGGCAGUGGCCCUGGAAGUGCAUCACGUAGCUCCAAUGCCAAUUUCGCAAGAAAAUCUCCAAAGGCUUGCAUCGCAUAACUUCGUUGAGAACCAGCCUAAGCUCCGAUGUGACAGACCGACAGUCCCUCGUAGUCCAGCCUUGCAGGCACUGGAAUCUCAUCGUCAUUGUCCUCGGCAGAGGGUUCAGAUCCUUGAUCAUCAACUUGAGAAUCUGGGCAACACGUUCGCUUCUGGAAAGGCCAUGGGGUGGUGCAACUUCAGGCGAUGUACCAGUAUCACCACUAGGUUCGUCAUCAGAAUCAAUGGUUAGUACAGCAUCAGAAUCACCUUUGGCAGAACCAUAAGCACAACCCAUGGUAGAAUUUGCUUUCGGACUUGCCCCGGGAGAUCCACACUUCAAUCCCUUGAGCUGCUCAAUCAACCGCCCAAGUUUCGUGCUGGCCACACUGAAUGCAGC